GGCAGGCGACACCGCGUGCACGCCCUCCGCCUCCCCAAUCCGUCCCGUCUCCUCGCCCGCCGCCCUCGACUCCCGUCUCCUCGCCUGCCGCUGGCGCCGAUCUCCAUCCUGCUAGCAGAGGCGGCGCCGGCGUCCUCCUCCUGCUCCCGCCGCAUUCGCUCACCGGUGAGCAUCCUAAUCCAUCCCAUCCGGCCUCGGCCUCGGCCUCGAAUUUCGUCUCCUCGCCCGCCGCUUGCGCCGAUCCCCAUCCUGCGAGCAGAGGUGGCGCCCGGCGUCCUCUUCUAGCUUCCACCGCAUCGUCGCUCGCCGUGGGGGUUCAAAAGUGGCAGCAAUCUCUAAACAUUGGAUAGAACUUUUCUCCUUCGGCUAUAGUGUCACUGUCCUCGCCUUCUCCGGCGAGCUCUCCUCCGCCGUCUCGUCCCUUCUCCGAUGAUCUCGCUGGCUGUUCCGGCGAUAUACUCGUUGACCUCCCAGUUUCCCAGUGCCACCACGCACGCCAGGGCGCCUUCCCGAUGCGCGUGCGCGUGCGUGCCCGGUCGGCAAGUAGCGGAGCAGCCACUAGCUUCCAUGAAGGCCGAGCAGGCGGCGGCGGCGGCGGGAGAGACGCCGAGGUUCAGGUGGGACACGUUCGGGUCAGCGCCGUCGGAGCCUCAGUGGGAGGCGAUUCGGGGGCUCUCCCCCAAGCUUCCCAAUCGCUGUAGGGCCCUGAUGGCGCGCCUCGUGUGCUUGCCUCCUCCUGAUCAGGAUGGAGAUGAGGAUGAGGAGACUCUUGGUGCGCUGCUCGUGUUCUGGGUGAAAGCCAUGAAGCCCAAGAGGACGGAUUGGUUGCUGGUGCUGAAGGAGCUCACGGCUAUGGAGAGCCCUCUCCUUGCUGAGGUGCUCGAGCAUGCAUUGCUGGAGGAUUCUUUUGAGGCAAAUGUCCGUGACUACACCAAAUUGAUCCACAUAUAUGGCAAACAAAAGCUAUUGCAGAAAGCUGAGGAUGCAUUCCAUGCCAUGAAAAGCAGAGGUUUGCCUUGCGAUCAAGUUAUGUUGACUGCACUGAUGGACAUGUACAGUAAAGCCGGAGAUCUCACUCGUGCAAAAGAAAUUUUCAACGAGAUCGGAUUGCUUGGCCUACCGAUGGAUAAGCGUGUAUACGGUUCAAUGAUCAUGGCUUACAUCAGGGCUGACAUGUUAGACAAAGCAGAAGACAUGAUCAGUGAAAUGGGGGAUCAGCAGAUUGUUGCAGGAAAGGAAGUUUACAAGGCAUUGCUGAGAGCCUAUUCAUACAAAGGCGAUUCAGAAGGGGCACAGCGAGUUUUCGAUGCCAUACAAUUCGCAGGGAUAGUACCUGACACAAAGCUUUGCGCACUUCUGGUGAAUGCUUACUGCCUCGCGGAUCGAAUCAACGAAGCGAUGAUAGUAACACGGAAUAUGAGAAGCGCGAGAAUCACACCGUGCAACAAAUGCAUUGCUUUGAUAUUGGGGGCUUAUGAGAAGGUGAACAGGCUAGAAGGAGCACUGGCAUUUUUGACAGAGCUCGAGGAGAACGGCGUUAUUAUUGGCCAAGAACCUUCUCAGCUGCUUGCAGGAUGGCUCAGAAGACUUGGUGUUGUUCAAGAAGUCGAACAGGUACUGAAGGACCUCGCUGUAGACAGGAAGAACACCCUUGAAGUAGACAGGAAGAAGAACCUCGCAUCAGACAGGAAGAUCAAGAGGAGGAGGAGCAAGAGCAAACGCAGUUUUGCAUCAUCUCUGCAACGCAAGUGAUUAGCUAGCUGCAACACAAACCUGCAACAUUCUUGACUGGCAACAAGGACAUGUGCUGCCCCAUGAGUCAGAUUACAAUGCAAACUUGUAUACAUGUUUGGGAUUUCACAGGCGAUACUACGAUAAGAUGGUAAUUAAGCUAUCUGAAAAGAAAAGGCUCCAUCCAAGGUGAUAUGCAUCACAUGUAACUCUUAGAGGAACCCCUAGGCCCUAACUAGAAUUUUGAUACCCAGAACAGCAGCAAUGUUACAAGGAAGCUCUAACCAGAGCAGCAAUGUUAUCCUUGACACUUAAGUUGAUCAUGACUCAUUAUCAACAAUGUUUUGGACUUUUUCUUC
Oryza sativa Japonica Group (Japanese rice) is the source of this 2090-nucleotide messenger RNA. RefSeq names its product pentatricopeptide repeat-containing protein At1g01970. Lineage: Eukaryota; Viridiplantae; Streptophyta; Magnoliopsida; Poales; Poaceae. The record is from RefSeq and is a predicted model, not a curated record. Gene Ontology annotation, molecular function: protein binding.